Molecule: messenger RNA, 2788 nt
Organism: Nymphalis io (European peacock)
Lineage: Eukaryota; Metazoa; Arthropoda; Insecta; Lepidoptera; Nymphalidae
Exons: 7
Coding region: 387-1175 (262 amino acids)
Source: RefSeq, a predicted model, not a curated record
AUUUUUGUCUUCCCUCUAAAUCUAAUUAAAUCAAUCUAAUAUAAACUGCAAAAGUUUUUUAGUGUCUUUAAAGAGAGAAAAAGUUUAGAAGAUAUUUGCUUACAUGUAUCAUUCGUGAUAAUUUUGAUAUAAUUGGAAGAUGGAAUGUGCUGUAACAUCAACCCAGGUUAUUUGCCCUCAAAAGGACCGUAAUGAAGUGUAUAAAAGUGACUAUGACCUGGACUUUUGGAAGGAAAUAAAGAAACGCUGGAUGGUGCUUGGAGUCUUGACGACAAUGGCUCUUGCUGUUUUGGCGCCGAAUUACGGGGCUCCCGGAGGCAACUACAAGCAUGCUCACGUAGAUAUUUCUAGAACGCAUUGCACCCAUUCGCCCAUGUAUAUUUCACAUGGAAUACAUAAGCCACAUUCCUCGGACGUACAUAUAUUAUAAUGCGGGUCGCACACGCGUGCAUGCAUGUCGCAUCCGCAUGUACGCUUUGACAGCGCUCCAUGCACAUGUCGUUGCAUUCGUUCUGUCCGCUGUCACUGUUAACGCACUGUCAGUUGCGCUGGAUAGACGAGUUAUUGAAGGUGCGAUAUUAGCGUCUCUGGCGCGCCCAUGCGCGUGGCUGCCGCUCUCGCUCAGCAGGGAUGGUGUCACGGCAUCGUUAGCUGCCACUAGCUAUGCGAUGUCAUUCCUGUUCUCGCCACUUGCUCAUCUUUUGUUGUGUGGACGUGUACCGCUGCCAUCCUUGCGAGGAGUAGCUAUUACGGUGUCAGCAGCUCUUGUGCCAUUCGCGAUCGGGAGUUUGUCUCCGAAAAUGGAAAUCGAUGUGACAAUAAACAAGAUAUCAGCUCUAGCAAUACUGUACAGCGAGUGUUGCUCGCUGCUGAGAGAAGCAGAAGGCAGUUUGUACGUUAUUGAUGUAAUGGCAACACUGUUUUUAGUUAUAAGCUGGCUGACGACAGUGGCCGCGUCCAGCUAUCUGUACGUGAAGUGUGGACUUCUCACGCUGACCGAAGCCCACGUUUUGUUGCUGGUAGCUACGCCGAAGUCAACUCAUAUUGAGUGGGCGGCGCCCCCGUGCGCGGCGGCGGGGCUGGCGCGCCUGCCGGCCGUGGUGGGCGCGCCGACGCAGGCGCUGCUGCUGGCGGCGCUCGCCCCGCCGCGUCCGCGCGACCAGCUGCCCACCUAGAGAGCUCACUUCCAGCUGGCCUUCCUGCUCACGAGUGUUGAAAAUUUGUUUUAUGCAUCGAAAGUAGACUGAAUUUUUUACCUAUUGUCAUUUUUUUUCAAAUCGAUUGACGUCAAUGUGUAUUCUGUUGGCCCUAAUGGUCUCGACUGCGUCCCCGGGCGAGAGGGUGAGUCAUCAGUCAGAGUCAGUUAAUUACUCAAACCGGAUGCGGUCCCGACUCGCACAUAGGAAUCCUAGGAAAAAUAAUUCUCUACAUCUUAAGCAGAUUUAUGUGUAUAAACCUUAUUUAUAUAAACAAACAGGACAGAAUCUGCUUGGUUUUUAUAAUUUAACAUAGUCGGCUACAAAACCAAUAGCUUUGAAAUUUAUUACUAUUGUUAUAAAUUAAAAAUUGAGGCAAUUUUUGGGGCCUUAAGUAGAUCUUAAUAAUUCAUUACAAUAUAAACAGCUAUUAUAUAAUAACACUAUAGUCGAAUCCAAUGGAAGAGCAAAGAUAUUGGUCGUGAUCUAAAUCAUGUGGUAUUAAUAACGGAUUCGUGAAAAAAUGGCGUUUUGAACGUCGACGACAUUAUCAGAACUGGAAGUAAAAUAAUUGUGGAUAAUUUAUCUUUAUUUAUAACACAACACUAUUCCAGUGUUGUGUUAUAUUAAUAAUAAAGAUAAAUUAAUCGAGAAAUAUUUGUGGGGAAUGUAGCAGAGUAAAUCGUUUAUCUUCAGCCAUUUGAAUAUUAUAGUUCAGAAAUCCGGGCUGUAUUGUUGUUAUAUGAAAUAUUUUAUAUUAUAAAAAAUGUGAUAAAUUUUUCAUCCAACUUUACCAAUUUUUGCUGCAAUAUCCAUUUUUGACUUCUAACCAGUUUAUAGCAAUAUUAUCUAUAGCAAUGAACUACUUGUGGUAUAAGGGUGUGGUAUAUGGAUUGGUGCUUAAGCUUGAGGAGCUAAGUUUUUCAAUCAAAAGUUAAUCUCCUUAUUCCAUACAGAAGCGAUACAUUUUAUUGGGCUUUUGUUCAGAAAUGCUUAGCAGCAAACCAAAGUUUAGAAGUAAUUAUACUUCGAUGCCUCAGAAAGCACGUGACGCCAUAAUUCCUGCCAAUUAACUCUUAAAUCGUUUCGGAUUUGCCGUCCCAUUAAGUGAAGCAAUAGAGUACACCUGUGUUUGCGCACAUACUUGUGCACUAUAAUAUGUCCUGCGCAGUGCUUAGCUUAGUCUAUCGAGAAUGGCCUUGAGAGUGAAUCUUGUACGUCGUAAUCCUCUGGUCCUCUCUAUGAUAGCUUAUUCGAAGUUCCACCAAUAGUAACGUAAUGCAUUCACUCCGUCUCAUUAUGCUCAAGUUUUCAAUAUUUAUAUAACAUUGCUUAAGUAUUUUUCCAUCCUUUAGGGCUAUUCUGUACGAACAAACUCUUAACUCGUGGUAGAAAAAGGUCUUAAAGGUCAAAUAGUGAUAUGCGACAUUGGCCGUAAUAAUGAUAACAUUUCAAGAAUAAACGCGUCAAAAUAGUAUACCACCAUAAGUCGGUUGGCAACAUUUCACUGGUGAGUUAAGUGAGUUCUUACAGAAUAGCACCGCUGUGCUGUUACUUAACUGAUAAUUGUUAAUAAAAUAUUUUUAAUGUAA